CUAGCAGAAUAUUCCCGAUUGGCCGUUGAAAGAGGAAAUGCGCGCAUUACGCAGCUGGUGCAUAAAACACAGGAGCACCGAUCUCAAAUUCCAUUCGUCGGCUAGCUCAGCAAGUCAAAAUGACUGACUCGUCUUCAUCAAUGGCAGAUAUCGAGUCCAGCUAUGUCGAUCCAAUGUGUGCUGAGAUUAUUGUGGUACGUCACGGAGAAACCAAGUGGAAUGCUGAUGGAAGAAUUCAGGGACAUCUGGACGUUGAAUUGAAUGAAGUUGGGAAGCAGCAAGCGGCCUCAGUGGCUGAUCGGUUAUCCAAGGAGCCUAAGAUAUCUGCUGUAUAUUCUUCUGACUUGAAGCGAGCUCUUGUGACUGCAGAGAUAAUUGCAGCCAGUUGUGGUGGGCUAGAGGUUAUCAAAGAUCCGGACCUGCGGGAAAGACAUUUAGGGGAUCUCCAAGGCCUUGUGUAUCGUGAAGCAGCCAAACUUAGCCCUAAAGUUUACCAGGCCUUUUCGUCUCACAAGAAAGAUCAAGAUAUCCCAGGUGGUGGAGAAAGUCUCGAUCAACUUUAUCAAAGAUGUACAUCGUCAUUGCAGAGAAUCGCUAGGAAGCAUAAAGGAGAGCGAGUUGUUGUGGCCACACAUGGAGGUGUAAUCAGAGCACUCUACAAGCGGGCUUGCCCGAAUGGAAGAUCUGUAGGGAAGGUACUGAAUGCAUCCGUCAACAUAUUUCACCUGUUUGAUGGGGACAAGUGGACCAUAAAAACUUGGGGCGAUGUUAGUCAUCUCAAACAAACGGGAUAUCUGAACUCAGGUUUUGGUGGGAGUGCGACUUCCGGUUAAUUCACAUGAUUAGCCUGCAAUUUUUCAGCCGACUAGUUCAAGUAUAUAACUUCAAAUAAUUGGCAUUCUAAAAGGGGCACCAUUUGUAGCAAUUCUUUAUCUGAUUUGGCAUUCAGGGGUCGAGAGUAAUGCGAGCUAUGUCAGCAUUGGCUUAAAUUCUAUCUUCAUAAUCUGAAUACAGUGUCUGAAUCAGUUAAUAUGACCAGUACAAAUGGUUCAUGUGAUUCAUGGAUGGUUUGGUGGCUGGUGCUAUGGCUUUAUACUCACAUGCAUAACAUAUUUUCAGGUGUAUGAAUAUUUGUGAAUGAUCUUAAAUUAAUUUUCGAAAGUAUACCGAUUACGGUA
Molecule: messenger RNA, 1178 nt
Organism: Tripterygium wilfordii
Lineage: Eukaryota; Viridiplantae; Streptophyta; Magnoliopsida; Celastrales; Celastraceae
Product: phosphoglycerate mutase-like protein 4
Exons: 7
Coding region: 120-833 (237 amino acids)
Cellular component (GO): cytoplasm; cytosol
Molecular function (GO): phosphatase activity
Source: RefSeq, a predicted model, not a curated record